Molecule: messenger RNA, 1251 nt
Organism: Eucalyptus grandis
Lineage: Eukaryota; Viridiplantae; Streptophyta; Magnoliopsida; Myrtales; Myrtaceae
Product: protein ACCELERATED CELL DEATH 6-like
Exons: 4
Coding region: 1-1251 (416 amino acids)
Molecular function (GO): protein binding
Source: RefSeq, a predicted model, not a curated record
AUGCAGAAUAGCGAUUGGCCAAGACGGCUUCUCGUCGUGCCCACCCUCUCUGUCACCCUGGUGGCUAAGCGGCAGAGCAGUGGGCUUUGCGUCCAUGGAUGUUCACUUGACGAGAUACUCAAAAAGAACAAGAAGCUAUUUGCAAUGACCGACUCCAAAGGCGGUAAUGUAUUCCAUUUAGCAGCUUUCUUGAAUGAGCCACAGAUAUUUGAUCUCUUACGACCAGAGACUGAAUAUUUGGUCCGAGAACGGGACACGAAUGGGGAUCUUCCCAUUCACAUUGCGAGCAAGAUGGGUCAUGUUGAACUAAUCGAGAAGCUACAUUCGGUAUCACCGUGGUUAAAUGGGCAAGGACAGACCAUCCUUCAUGUGGCAGCAAAAUACGGGAGAGAAAAGGCAGUGAGAUAUAUAAUCGGACAUCCAGAUAUGCGGGAGAUGAUAAAUGAAAGAGAUCAUGAUGGAAAUACACCUCUACAUUUGGCAGUGAUAUAUUUACGACUCAACGUUUUGAUUCAUCUUGUGCUGGAUGAAAACAUUAACCCCUCCCUUCUCAACCGCAAAGGCUUGGCUGCUGUUGACAUCGCUCUAAAUCACCCACCAAGAGGGUUACGGUCGGGCUUCGAACACUUGCUGUUAUUAAGCGUGUCAGCUGAGAGUUCAGAUCUAAUCAUACUUAAGCCGGAAGCUCGAGACAGAGCAUAUGCGAACAGAAGUUUGCCAAUCCCUGACAGACUGAGGGAGGGUAUCAAUACCUCGAUGGUGGUGGCAACGCUUGUGACCACUGUGACUUUCGCAGCUGGUUUUGCAGUUCCUGGAGGAUUUAUUAGCUCAGAUAUGACCUCCAAAGAUGAUUGGGGCAUGGCUACGAUGCUGGACAAUAGAAUGUUCCAGGCCUUCGUGAUUUGCAACACCAUUGCAAUGUUCUGCUCAAUGACCUCGGUUGUUGGCUUCAUGUUGGCGUACCUGACCGAAGUCCGCUCAGCAAUAGUUGGGUGCCUGCUUGCAGGAGUGCCACUAGCAAUUGCACUCCCGGCAAUGUGCUAUAUUAUCACCGGUGGUUCUUUUAUCAUUACUCUUCUUACCCUUCUUUUUCCACCGCCUUCGCCCUAUCCGUCCUCUGACAUGCAGGUUUUUCUCGCUUACCUUCGUUUUCUUCAAGUUGGGACGUUCAAUUUGGAUGACCCAAAAGAGGAUCGAACGGGGAGCAUGACCUCUGCUAGUCCGCCUCUGGAUGGUGGCGAUGGAGAUUGA